Molecule: messenger RNA, 5146 nt
Organism: Salmo salar (Atlantic salmon)
Lineage: Eukaryota; Metazoa; Chordata; Actinopteri; Salmoniformes; Salmonidae
Source: RefSeq, a predicted model, not a curated record
AUUCAUUUCAAAAGGCUUUAUUGACAUGAGAACAUGUGUUUAUAUUGCCAAAGAAAGUGAAAUAAACAAAAGUGAGAAGAAACAAAAACAUCUCUCUCUCUCUGGGACCUGGGUAAAAGUAGUGCACUAUAUAGGGUAUAGGUGCCAUUUGGGAUGCAUCCUUGGUGUGGGGUAUCUUAGAGCCUCUCUCCCCCUCCCCUCAGAACUGCAGUUAGGGAGAGAGAGACCUCUCUGUGGGGGUAGUUGUGUGUGUCCUACACCUCACCUGUUCUUUAAUGGCACUAGAGAGCCUAGAUAACACCUGUCUGUCACGUGAGUGGCUCUGUCAAUACAGGGAUCAAUGAUUGGUGUAGGGACUGGGGAGGGGACAUGGAUAUGGUGCUAAGGAGAGUGAGAGCUCUCUGGUUUCUAUUGCUCCAUGGUCAAAAGUAGUGCACUGCAUAGAGAAUAGGGUGCCGUUUGGGGCGUACUCCCAGUUAUUUUAUUGCCUUUUUCUUAACUGUAAAAAUAUAGCCCUACAGUUUCACAAUUUCAAUAAAUCAUCCUGGACUUUUGAUUUGCACAGCACCAAUGGCAUAAUUCCUUAGAAAAUGUAGCCAGUAUAAAUGAGCAACUACAUAAUAAUUGCACAUGACAUGUUAUGUAAUAUUUGCCAAGGUUGUGGUUAUUUGGCCUUUGGCCUGACCAAAAUACUAAACACAGCCAGCAAAGUAAUUGGUCGACCACCGGCACAUUUGAGCAGUCUGUUCAACAAGGCAACCAAAAAGAAGGCACUGGCUUCCGUCGGCGACCCCUCUCAUCCUCAGUUGGAGAGGCUUCCCUCUGGCCGGCGCUUCAGAAUGCCCAUGGCCAAGAAGAACGUGUUCAAAUAUUCCUUCGUUCAUUGUGCUGUUGGACUACUAAAUGCGAAGUCAAUUGUAUCGGUAUAUGUACUGAUCUAUCCAGUGCAGUUGGGACAGUGGUCAGUUGUGAAUGUAUUAAUGUCCUCUGUGUUGGUCGUGGAUGUAACAUGAUGGACUGACUGGUUUAAAUGUGAUGAUGUAUUCAUGUCCUCUAUGUUGGUCGUGGAUGUAACAUGAUGGACUGACUGGUUUAAAUGUGAUGAUGUGAGAAUGUAUGUGAUCAUUUUUAAUGGAAGGUGACACCAAAGAAACAUUUCCAUUCUUGAUGGACAAUAACGUUUUUUUUUUCUAUUUCCACCAUAAAGCUACAGGCAUCUUGUUGAACAAGUUGAUGAACAGCUGAUAACAAACAGGACCUUGAACAUGUUCCGCACAAUACCUACAGGCUGCUGUGACUCAUAGUCACAUGAUGAUGAGUGUGAAUAGCUCUCUUCAUCUGGGCUACUGUUGUGAUGCAUGUUGGCCUUACUGUACACAGUGUGGAAUACUCCUACCCUCCACUCAUCCCUGAGGAGGGCCAUGACAGCAGCAACCUGCCUGAGGAGUGGAAGUACCUGCCUUUCCUAGCCCUGCCUGACGGGGCACACAACUACCAAGAAGACACCGUGUACUUUCACCUCCCUCCUAUCAGUGGAGCAGAUAUGAAGUGUGUGUAUGGAGUCUCCUGCUAUCGCCAAAUAGAGGCUAAGUCCCUGAAGGUCCGACUGGCUGACGUCACCAGGGAGACGGUCCAGAAGAGCGUGUGUGUCCUCAGUCGAGUGCCUCUGUACGGUCUUCUCCAAGCUAAACUACAGCUCAUCACACACGCCUACUUUGAGGAGAAAGACUUUUCACAGAUAUCCAUAUUGAAAGAGUUGUAUGAACACAUGAACGGUUCUCUGAGAGGAACGGCUCUGGAGGGAUCACAAGUGUUCCUGGGUAUGUCACCCAGAGAUUUAAUACUGCACUUUCGACACAAGGUUCUUAUUCUUUUCAAACUGAUUCUGCUGGAGAAGAAGGUGCUGUUCUACGUAUCUCCAGUCAACAGGCUGGUAGAAGCUCUGAUGACUGUUCUGUCACUGUUCCCAGGUAUGAUAGAGCACGGCCUGGCCGACUCGUCCCACUACCAGCCCAAGAGCAGUGUCUCAGAGGACAUCAGCCUGCUGGAGUGUGUGUCAGGGGCUGAGGAGUUUGUGUCUGUCUCUGUCACCGACAUCACCAACGCUACCCUGGAGCUGGUAGGGGAGGAGGGUUUCGGUGAGGACCAGACUACCACCACCUCCACGGAGGCCUCGCAGCGGACAGCCUCACCCCCAGACACCUCCACCCCAGCUGGGGCUAGCACAAACCUCAAGCCCCCCUCCCGUACCUCCCCAGACUCGUCAGAGAGCGACUGGGAGACACUGGACCCUAGCGUGCUGGAGGACGUUCCAAAAGACUCUGAGACAGGGGGUUUGGGGGUGGAGCACCCAGAGACGUUUGACCCAGAGCCAGGUGUCCCCAUCACAGUUCAGCCCCAGGGCCAGUCAGCAGGGCAAGGGGGGCAGGUGGCUGUCACUCAGGGCCUAGUGUCAGGUCUGGAGGAGGACCAGUACGGACUGCCACUUGCCAUCUUCACCAAGGGUUACCUGUGCCUGCCCUACAUGGCCUUGCAGCAGCACCACCUGCUGUCAGACGUGACGGUGCGCGGCUUUGUCGCUGGGGCAACCAACAUUCUCUUCCGUCAGCAGAGGCAUCUGAGUGACGCUAUCGUUGACGUGGAGGAGGCUAAGAUCCAGAUCGGAGACCCAGAGUUGAGGAAGCUGUUGGGUCUGACCACGGCUGACCUGCGUUUCGCCGACUACCUGGUCAAACACGUCACGGAGAACCGCGAGGACAUCUUUCUGGACGGGACAGGCUGGGAGGGAGGGGACGAAUGGAUUAGGGCCCAGUUUGGACUUUACGUCCAUUCUCUCCUGUCCUCUACCUUACAAGAAGACAAUGAGAAGUUGCUAGCGGACUGGGGCGCGCCCUUCAUCUCAGCCUGGAGGAUCACACACAACUACAGAGUGUGGUUCAGCAACAAACACCCAGCCAUGGCCAAGAUCACCCCAGGCCAUCCAUUCCAAGGGCAGUACAGUGCUGCUGAUCUGAAGUUAAGAUUCUCACACUCGGUGCAGAACAGCGAACGGGGGAAGAAAAUUGGAGCAGCUGUGAUCACCACCAGUCGGAGUGUCGUGCAGACCGGGAAGGCAGUAGGUCAGUCGGUGGGUGGAGUGUUAACCAGUGCUAAGUCAGCCAUGUCGUCCUGGUUCUCUACGUUGGCCCAGCCUGCUAUUUUAGCCACUCCAGCAGCCUCCCCUGAGCCUCAAUCACCUACAGAGGCCAAGCCUUGACCACCUACCUGCUGCCUGCCUCCUAACCUAACCUUAGCCUCUGUCACAGGCUUUAGCCAACAUGAGUUAAGCCGAGGAUACCCUAACCUAACCCCCUCCAACAGUCCUUCCCUGAGUCUCUCGAUUCAUCUUUCCUUGAUUCCCUGCAUCCUUUCUCCUGAGCUCCUUCUCAAACCCUAUUGGAGAAGGUCAGAGGGGAGGGAUCUUGGACAGUGUCCUCCAAUACGGUUGAGAAGGAGGCAAGGAGACAGGAUGCGACGUGACACACUCCUCCUAUUCCUCCUCUCCCCCUUUCUUUCAGAACCAGUUAGUUACAGAAGGAACUGGGGUCAGGUGGGCAGGAUAGGUUGAUUUUUGCGUGUUUGGGGAAAGGUUUUAUUUUAGGAAGGAUUUGUUUCAGGCCUCUGAUGGGAUACCACAACACAGCAGAGGGAUUCAGGUCUUUGUCGUAAAUGAUACUCUAUUCCCUAUGUCGUUCACAACUUUUGACCAGGGCCCAUAGAGUACUGGUGGUAAGUAGUGCACUAGGAAUAGAUACCAUUUAGGACGCAACCCUGGUCUGCAGUACCCUUUCCCCUCCAUCCCCAGGUUACAACUGCUCCAGCAUGGAGGACAGACCGUCAGGGGCAGAUGAGAGGAAUAGCCACUUGUGCUAAACAGACGGACAGAAACAUCCUCAGAGCCCAUGCUCAGAGCCUCAGACACUUCAGAUUUCAGUGUGUUUUUCUCUGUGUGGUGGAAGACCUUUUGUGUUUUAUCCAUUGCCAGUGUUUUGCUCGAACUGUAUUCCAACAAGGUGUAUACUGUAUAUACUGACAGUGUGAAACCAGUGCACCGCUGGCUGGAAGCUGUGUUACUGUAAAUGAGUAAGAUGCUGGGUCAGAGCAAGUUAUUCUCAGUUUACUGGACAGGACAGACAUCCUAUGGCCGUGUCCCAAAUGGAACCCGAUACCACAGUGCACUACUUUUGACCGGUCCCUGGUCAAAAUUAGUGCACUAUAAAGAGAAGAGGGUGCCAUUUGGAACACAUUCUGUUUGUCAUUCCUUCAGGUUAAGAAAACUACUUAUCUUUUUCCUCAUUAUGUCCGCACUAUACAUGUAAUAGUGAACUUUUAUAAAGAUGGUUGGAGUAUGGGAUAAAACUAAUUCAUUAGUUGUAUAUAGUUUGUUGGACUUGUACAUAAAUAAGUGAUUUCCCUGUCUCGACACGACUGGAACCAAUCUCUCUCUACUGUGCAUCUGAAAUGGCACCCUAUUCCCUAUAUAGGGCACUACUUUUGACUAAGGCCCUUUAAACCUAUUCCCUAGAAAGUGCACUACUAAAACUAGUGCUAUACGUAGGGAAUUGGUUGCACCUAUACAUAGGAAAGAUUAUAUUUCUAUGUACUCUCUUAGCCUAUACUUGUUACAGUACUUUCUCCCAAACUGUUUGUAUUGAAGUUGUUGGAUUUAAGUUAGGCACAGAUCCAUAUUUAGAAAAUAAGUGUAUAUAUAUUGAUCUUUGGAAGGCAUGAUCUUGGACUAUCCACUAAAAGUUGGAAUGAGAGUGCUGAUCUAGGAUCCCACCUGUCAUAUAACCUUAAUUCCAAUCUAAAAGGCCAAACUGAUCCUAAAUCAGCACUCGUACUCAGACAUUUAGACAUGGGCCCAGGUCCAGUUUUUAAACUCUAAUGACGUCUUUGCCGGCUGUCUGAACUUUGGACCUUGAUUUCCUGUCUUGACUUUUAAACUAAAAAUCUGAGUCAUUUGUUUUGACUGUAUGCUUUAUGUUGCUGUUGAACUCUGAAAAUUACAUUAAGUAUGCAAUUAUAUUUUUUUCAUCUGACAUGUAGUGUUUCGAAAAUAUGAAUUGUGAAGUUAAUUUAUGCUGCAUUAAAUAUGGAAAACAAA